GAUCAGAGCUUCGAUCCGCUCAAGUAUUCAGUUUCAAGUCGGCGGCCAAGCGGCAAACACAACUUUUUAUUUUUUCCCGAGACAACGAAAUUCAUCGCUGACAGAAAUAAUGAACAAUUUGGCAUUGCUGGCAACGCUUCUGGCGUGCCUCGCCAGUGGUGUUCUGGCUGGCAAAGUGGGUCCGCCGCAGCAGCACCUGCCACAGGGUCCACAGCGGCACAUGGUCUGCUACUAUGACUCGUCCAGUUUCGUCAAGGAAGGCCUCGGGAAACUGGUGAUUGAUGACCUGGAGCCCGCUCUACAAUUCUGCGAUUAUCUGAUCUAUGGCUAUGCGGGCAUUGAGCGCGAUUCGCACAAGGCCAUGAGUCUGAACCAGCAGCUGGAUUUGGAUCUGGGCAAGGGGCUUUACCGUACGGUGACACGCUUGAAGCGCAAAUAUCCCAAUCUCCGUGUGCUGCUCAGCGUUGGCGGUGACAAGGACAUUGAGACCGGCGAGGAUGCCAAGGAUUUGCCCAACAAGUAUAUGGAACUGCUCGAGAAUCCCACAGGUCGCUCCAGGUUUGUGAACACAGUGUAUUCCCUGGUGAAGACUUACGGAUUUGAUGGCCUCGACAUUGCCUGGCAGUUCCCCAAGAACAAGCCGAAGAAGGUGCACAGCGGUCUGGGCAGCUUCUGGAAGGGUUUCAAGAAGGUCUUCACCGGCGACGCCAUUGUCGACGAACGCUCCGAGGAGCACAAGGAACAAUAUACCUCACUGUUGCGUGACAUCAAGAAUGCCCUGCGUCCCGAUAAUCUACUGCUCUCCACAACGGUGCUGCCCAAUGUGAAUGCCUCACUUUUCUUUGAUGUGCCCGCUGUGAUCAACUAUCUGGACUUUGUCAAUCUGGCCGCCUUUGAUUUCUUUACGCCGCAACGCAAUCCGGAGUUGGCUGAUUACGCGGCGCCCAUCUAUGCGCUGAGCGAACGCAAUCCCGAGUUCAAUGUGGAUGCUCAGGUCACGUAUUGGUUGCGCAACCGUUGCCCGGCCAGCAAGAUCAAUGUGGGUGUGGCCUCCUAUGGCCGCCCGUGGAAACUGUCGGACGAUUCGGGUGAGACGGGUCUGCCGCCCGUGUCCCAUGUGAAGGAUGAGGCACCCGACGGCACCAAUACCCAGCAGCAUGGCAUCUACAGUUGGCCCGAGGUCUGCGCCCUGUUGCCCAAUCAGAACAAUGCCUACUCCAAGGGUGCCAAUGCCCCGCUGACUCGGGUCGUCGAUCCCGCCAAGCGUUUCGGUUCGUAUGCCUAUCGUGCGGCUGAUAAGAGUGGCGACAAUGGAAUCUGGGUGAGCUUCGAGGAUCCGGACACCGCCGCCGACAAGGCGGGCUAUGUGCGCAGCAACAAUUUGGGCGGUGUGGCUCUGUACGACUUGUCCUACGACGAUUUCCGAGGACUCUGCACCAACGAUAAAUAUCCCAUUCUGAGGGCUAUCAAAUAUCGUCUGGCCAACUAAAGUUGCACUCAAUAAUACUCAAUUGAACUCGAGUCGCGACCACUUUUUGUAAUUGUUUUCUAACACAGCAAUAAAUGUAUAAUGUAUCUUCAA
Molecule: messenger RNA, 1582 nt
Organism: Drosophila grimshawi
Lineage: Eukaryota; Metazoa; Arthropoda; Insecta; Diptera; Drosophilidae
Gene: Idgf6
Product: imaginal disk growth factor 6
Exons: 3
Coding region: 110-1489 (459 amino acids)
Biological process (GO): carbohydrate metabolic process; chitin catabolic process
Cellular component (GO): extracellular region
Molecular function (GO): chitin binding
Source: RefSeq, a predicted model, not a curated record